AUGUCGGUCAACAGUCGUCAGAGCUUUGACGACAAGAAGGACCACGACUAUGCCGUCGAGGCUGUCGACCCCGCGCGGAUGUGGGACCCCGAGGCGGCCACUGGCGGUCUCCAGCGUGGUCUCAAGAACCGUCACAUUCAAAUGAUUGCCCUUGGUGGAGUCAUCGGCACAGCGCUCUUCAUCGGUACCGCGUCCGCGCUCUCGGACGGAGGCCCGCUCGGAAUGUUCCUUGGUUUCCUCUCGAUCGCCUCGCUCUGUUACGCCGUCAUGGCCUGUCUUGGAGAGAUGCUGGUCCACACUCCGAUUCCUGGAGGACACAUCGCAUCCGAGGUCCCACCUCGGACGUCUCCGGAUCUCCACAACCCACCUGGGCCGAGAUACCGGUUCUCCGAUCCCGGAGUCGCGGACUCUCAUUCGUCCACCCCGUAUCAUACUUCGGAUCAAGCGCUGACAUUCCCCAGCCUCGCCGGUCGCUACUUCUCUGAUUCGAUGAGCUUUGCCCUCGGCUGGUUCUACUGGUACCUCUGGACCAUCCUGUUCCCCACCGAGUGCUCCGCAGUCGCCAUUCUCUUCGGCUACUGGCUCCCGGACGUCAACGCCGCCGCUUGGAUCGUUCUUUCGCUCGUCGUCUGCACUAUCCUCAACUCAUUCUCAGUCAGGGUUUACGGAGAGUCUGAGUUCUGGUUUGCGAGCAUCAAGAUUCUGCUUAUCGUCGGCCUUAUCAUCACCUCGAUCGUCGUUACCUCUGGCGGUAACCCCAAGCAUGAGGUGAUCGGCUUCAAGUUCUGGACCGGAGUCAAUGGCCCCUUCCAGCAGUACCUCGGCAUCCCCGGUGCCCUCGGCCGCUUCCUCGGUUACUGGGCCACCCUCACCCGCGCCGCCUUCGGCAUGGUCGGUGUUGAGAACAUUGGUCUGACGACCGGUGAGACGAAGAACCCCAAGAGCACGAUGGCCAAGGCUAUCCGCCGUGUGUGGAUUCGUAUCGUCUUCUUCUUCUGUGUCACCGUCUUCGUCCUCACCCUCAUCAUGCCCUCGUCCGACCCCCGUCUCAAGAUCAAGACCGGUACCGCCGCCUCGUCGCCCUUCGUGCUCGCCUUCACCCGUGUCGGCAUCCGCGGCCUUCCCCACGUCAUCAACGCCGGUGUCCUCACCUCCGCCUUCUCCGCCGGUUCCGCCCACAUGUACCUCGGCUCCCGUGCCCUGUGGGCUCUCUCGUUCAACGGUCGCGCUCCCAAGAUCUUCCAGCGCACCAACCGCUACGGCACUCCUUACCUCUGCGUUGCCGUUGCUUUCGCCUUUGGUCUCCUCGCUUUCACCUCUGCUGGUGCCACUUCGUCUGCCCAGGUCUUCGACUACUUUGCGAACAUGACCUCGCAGGUCGGUCUCAUCUCGUGGGCCGGUAUCGCCGCGACGUACCUCCGCUUCUACCAGGCUACCAAGAAGCAGGGCUUCAACCGCAAGGAGCUCGGCUACCGUGGCUGGUUCCAGCCCUUCGUCGGUUGGUACACGCUCAUCUUCACCUGCAUCGUCACGCUCUUCAACGCCUGGACCGUCUUCCUCAAGGGUCACUGGGACACUGCCGACUUCAUCUGCGGCUACCUCCCCGUUCCCCUCUUCUUCAUCGCGUACUUUGGCCACAAGUUCUGGACCAAGAGCCACAUGGUCCCCGUUAUGGAGGUUGACCUCGUCUCUGACUCCGAGCCUGACGAGGGUGAGGAGGUCAAGCCGAAGGGCAACAUCUUCGCUCGCAUCUGGGAGGCCAUCGUCUAA
Messenger RNA from Trichosporon asahii var. asahii CBS 2479, 1770 nucleotides. RefSeq names its product amino acid permease. The record is from RefSeq and is a predicted model, not a curated record. Bases 1 to 1770 code for a protein of 589 amino acids. Gene Ontology annotation, molecular function: amino acid transmembrane transporter activity. The transcript has 4 exons. NCBI's taxonomy places the organism in Eukaryota, Fungi, Basidiomycota, Tremellomycetes, Trichosporonales, Trichosporonaceae. Gene Ontology annotation, biological process: amino acid transmembrane transport. Gene Ontology annotation, cellular component: membrane.